Molecule: messenger RNA, 831 nt
Organism: Alternaria atra
Lineage: Eukaryota; Fungi; Ascomycota; Dothideomycetes; Pleosporales; Pleosporaceae
Exons: 1
Coding region: 1-831 (276 amino acids)
Biological process (GO): vacuolar proton-transporting V-type ATPase complex assembly
Cellular component (GO): endomembrane system
Source: RefSeq, a predicted model, not a curated record
AUGGUCCUGCUUACUAUGACUCCCGGUAUCGUCCGGGCAGUCGCAAAAGCCAGACACCUAUCCGCCGACGAGUACGACAAACUCCAGCACGCCGAUGAGCCCACGCUUGUGGAACCCAAAGCUGGGAAUCCCAUCUCACACAGCCAAUUAAUCGACUUAUCCAAGCUGCUCAAAAGCCAUGUCUCCAAAGACACCCAGGAGUCGUCAGAGAAUACCGAAGACACUGGAGAACCUACGCCAACAACCCUCGCUGCCCUCCUCGCCAACACAACAGUCUACAUACCGCCCCCUCCUCCCAAGCCUACGCAAACUCCCGAAUACCACGCCCUGAUGGCCCGUCUCCGCGCCGAGCAAGAGGCCCUCUCCUACGAACGCAUGCUACACCCCCCGCCAACGCGCGAGUCCUUCUCGCAGCGCUUCCCUCGCGCCCCAGAACCCUUCUCCAUUGGUGCAACGCAAACCACCAGUGAAGAAGACGACCUAUCCUACGAAGAAGUCCACCGACAGAUCAUCCUAAUCAUAAACAUCUUGAUCUCAAUUGUCUGUGUGGCAGUCUUUAUCUGGGUUGCUGCGCGACACUGGAGUGUGGGAAGCAGACUAGGACUGAGCAUGGGAGGGUCGUUGGGUAUUGCAGUUGCCGAAGUGGCGGUCUACAGUGGCUAUGUGAGGAAGGUGCGUGAGGCCAAGAAGACGGAGAAGAAGAAGCCCGAGAUCAAGGAGAUUGUCAAAACAUGGGUCUUGGGCGACGACGAUGGGAAAGAUGGUGACACGACGGGAUGGAAGGAGAAAGACGGAGACGGGAUUAGGUUCAGAAAGGGUAAACAUCGCUGA